Psilocybe cubensis is the source of this 654-nucleotide messenger RNA. RefSeq lists its product as uncharacterized. The transcript has 2 exons. The record is from RefSeq and is a predicted model, not a curated record. Bases 1 to 654 code for a protein of 217 amino acids. Lineage: Eukaryota; Fungi; Basidiomycota; Agaricomycetes; Agaricales; Agrocybaceae.
AUGCGACUUGUUGGUUUUUACAGGUACCAGCAGCAACUCCAGCAUGCUCCUUCGGCGCUUGCGAACGCAAAAGUAUCUCCGGAGCAUGACGGUGGGCCAUUUGCACAAAUGUAUGUGCAGGCCAUGCGGCGCUCUGGGUCUGGAACAUCGCAACAGCCUACAUUUCCCCAGCAUCCAGGACCCCCCUUUGGAGCUAAACCAGCUGGGCAGGUGGGCGGGGAAAAGUGGCAUUCUUUCGUACAGACUGCUUCCUCUGAAGCCGCUACAACAGAUGCAAAGGCCAGAACCGAGGCGACGAUAGCUGAUUCUUUCCUAAAACUGCUUGACAAUCCUCAGUAUCUGCAACAGUUCCAGCAACCGCUUUCGCUGUCUGCGAACGCGAAUGAAUCUCCGCCACAUUGUGGUGGGGUUGGGAAACACGCCCGUGUGCAUGCCAUUGGGCGGUCGGGAGGACGGCAGCAUCUUACAUUUCCCCAGCAUCCAGGACCACCGGCAGGGGCUAAGCCUGCAGGGCAGGUUGGUGGGGAGAAGUUGCACUCGCGUGUACAACGGCGUACUUCGUCUGAAUCUGCCAAUGUAACAGAGGCAAAGGCGAGCGCAGAGGCGAUGAUAGUGAAAUACUUCAUUGCUGUUUUGCCCAAUGUCAGAGGUUGA